Molecule: messenger RNA, 2570 nt
Organism: Lepidothrix coronata (blue-crowned manakin)
Lineage: Eukaryota; Metazoa; Chordata; Aves; Passeriformes; Pipridae
Gene: SERINC4
Product: serine incorporator 4
Exons: 10
Coding region: 397-2160 (587 amino acids)
Cellular component (GO): membrane
Source: RefSeq, a predicted model, not a curated record
GUCCCUCGGACCGGGCUGCGUGCGCAAAGCCGGAACGGCUGCGGAGCAGCCGAAGGAAGGUGACGACAGCCCCAGCAUAGGGCUCCCUGCACGCCGUGGCUCGUCCCCAAUCUCCUGCCGACACUGGGGGUUCCCGCUCACCGCUGGAUGUGCCUUAUGCCAUCCCCCUGCCCUCGUGGUAUCCGUGUCCCUUGGGUGCCUCUGUGCCUGGGGGUGCUCCAGACCCCCAGUACCCCCACACUCCCCAGCUCCUCCGCACAGACCCGGGGCAUUGCUCUGGGAUCAGGGUUACAUCAUCGGCAGACCCCACGUGCCCCCCAAGCCCGCCCAUGCCCAGGCCGGCUUCCACGGCCUCGUCCUGCCCAGUGAGGGGCCGGGGUGCGGGCAGGACUGCCCAUGGCCGGGGAUCACUGGACACUGCCCACGGAGCGUCCCAGGGGUGGCUGCCGGGAGGGAGCAGCGAGCAGAUGGCAGGGCGGGCCGAGCCGACAAUCCUCUAAUCCCAUCAGCGCCGCGGGGGCUGAGCAGAGCCGAGCCGGGCCAUGGCGGGCACACGGGCACACGGCUACCUCCUGCACCCGCUGCUCUCCCAGCUGUGCUGCGGUUGUCAUGGGCUCCGCAUGUCCACGAACACGCGGAUCCUCUACACACUCCUGCAUGUCCUGGCCUCUGCUGUGUGCUGCCUCAUGCUGUCCCGCACUGUGGCCCAAGCCAUCACAGAGAAGGUGCCCUUCUCCGUGGUGCUGUGCCAACACCUGCCUGGGGGCACAGACUGUGAGCGGCUGGUGGGCUCCUUGGCCGUGUACCGGGUCUGCUUCGGCACCUCCUGCUUCCACCUGGCACAGGCUGCCCUGCUGCUCAACGUGCGCUCGAGCUCUGACUGCCGCGCACAGCUCCACAACGGGUACGGGCAGGCCAUGGGGCUGGCACAGGGUGUCCCAGGAUGGGGCUGCCAGGGGCUCUGUCCCACUGACGUUCACUGCCCUGCAGGUUCUGGCUCCUGAAGCUGCUGGCACUGGUGGGCCUCUGGGCCGCAAGCUUCUUCAUCCCGGAAGACAACUUCAUCCAAGCCUGGCACUACACGGGUGUCUGUGGGGGCUUCGCCUUCAUCCUCAUCCAGCUGGUGCUGAUCACGGCCUUUGCACACACCUGGAACAAGAACUGGUGAGUGCCAGGGUGCUGGGUGGGCACCCACCUGCUGCCACCACUCACACGCUCUCCCACAGGCUGACGGGCGCCGCGCAGGAUAAGCGCUGGUACCUGGCCGUGCUGCUGGCCACGGCCGCCUUCUACACCCUCGCCUCUGCCGCCUUCUCCUUCCUCUACAAGUUCUACACCCACCCGGCCGCCUGCCACCUCAACAAGGCGCUGCUCACCAUCAAUGGCAGCCUCUGUGGCAUCAUGUCCUUCAUCUCCAUCACGCCCUGUGUGCGACUCAAGCAGCCGCGGUCAGGGCUGUUGCAGUCCUCAAUCAUCAGCUGCUACGUGAUGUACCUCACCUUCUCCGCGCUGUCCAGCCGUCCCCCGGAGAGAGUGCUCUACAAGGGUCAGAACCUCACUGUCUGCUUCCCGGGGGUCCGGCAGGACGAGCUGCAGACAGAGGACACCACCGUCGCCGUGCUGGGCGCUGCCAUCAUGUAUGCCUGCGUGCUCUUUGCGUGCAAUGAAGCCUCCUACCUUGCCGAGGUUUUCGGGCCCCUCUGGAUGGUCAAAGUCUACAGCUUUGAGUUUGAAAAACCCUCCUGUUGCUUCUGCUGCCCCGAGAAGAUGGAGGAGGAACUGAGAGGAACCGAGCAGACGUGUGAGCAAGUGGAGGAGAGUGCUAGGGGACAGUUCCUUGUCCAGGAUGAGCAAGACCGGGUGGUCUACAGCUACUCAGCCUUCCAUUUCGUCUUCUUCCUUGCCUCGCUCUACGUCAUGAUGACCCUCACCAACUGGUUCAGCUAUGAAAACGCAGUGCUGGAGACCACCUUCACGCACGGCAGCUGGUCAACCUUCUGGGUGAAGGUGUCCUCAUGCUGGGCCUGUGUCCUGCUCUACCUGUGGCUGCUGCUGAGCCCCUUCUGCCUCCAGAGCUCCCCACAGCACCGGCGCAGCAGCACGGGGCCGCGCGUUGUGCGGCGACGACGUGCCCCGCAGCGCAUCAAUGUCUCCACAUAGUCCCUGCCAGGACGAACUGUACCUGGGGCUGGUCCCUGCUGCACCCUGUGCCCUGGCACUGCCUAGUCCUCCUGGCCUCCCCUGACCCCCCAUCCCAGGAGAUGGUGGCAUCUCAGAGCCUGAGGGGAACCUGGAAGGUGAAUGCUUCCAGGGAUACUAGCCCUGUGCUAAGCCAGGACCACCCAAGGGGCUGGAGCAAGCCAGAGGCAGGUGUUCAGCCUGGGUGCCCUGGCACCCGCAGGGUGCACUUAAGGAGCAGGGCUCUGCCUGGCCACCCCUGCCAUGAUGUGCUCACUGUAAAUACCUCCUUCAAUACAUUUUUAUACAAAACUCUGAGCUGAGCCUGUGCCAUCACCCCACGCAGGCUGCAGCCAUAGGGGGGAAAAAUGGGGUGCCUGCAGCACCCCAGC